AUGGCGCAAAACUUAACUGAUCCAUCAAACGAGAAUUUCUCUAGGACCCCCAAGUUUGAGGUGGCAAUCGCUGGAGGAGGAAUCGCAGGACUUAUUACUGCCAUCGCUUUGCUCAAACAUCCGGGAGUUAGCGUCCAGAUCUAUGAGCGCGCCAAGGAGUUUAAAGAGAUCGGUGCCAGUAUUGGGCUUGGUCCUAAUGGGCUCAGAUCUCUCGAGAAACUAGGUGUCGAGAAUGCCUUCUCCGAGGAUGUGUGCGCGCGACAAGAGUCAGCCUGGCCCAUGAUCUACCGACACUGGAAAACGGAAGAAAUCAUUGACCACGACGUGCACAAAACAGUCGAAGAGAAGAGACACUUCACAGCUCGAUUCCAUCGUGCGCACCUACACCAAGCUCUGCUUGAAAACAUCCCCAAGGACCUCAUUCAUCUUAACAAAAAAACUGUUGAUGUUACAACGAAUCCAGACAAAGGCGCAACACUCUAUUUCGAAGACGGGACAUCCGCAGAGGCAGAUAUUUGCAUUGGCGCGGAUGGCAUUCACUCCAAUGUUCGGAAGACAUUCGUGCCAACGCACACACUCCACUGGACUGGAUGGGUGGCGCUUCGCGCGACAUUUGAGGCAUCUCGGCUCAAGGAUCUUGACUAUCCUAAGGAUGCCGCGCAUUGGAUCGGGCAUGAUAGAAACUUCUUUCAUUCUCAUCUAGGGAAGGGCCUUUUCACUACUGUCGGCGGCUUCCACGCGGAUCCUUCUGAUCCAAACGCUCAAGGCCACGAUGCAAAAUGGGAUGAUGUCGGGAGCUUGGAUGAGUUUAAACAGCUGUACAAGGACUGGAAUCCCACCGUACGGGCUUUCAUUGAAGCGUCUCCGUAUGUUAGGCUCUUUCCAAACUUCGCGGGCAGUGCUCUAGAAACAUGGUCAUUCGAUAGCCGCGUUACACUCGUUGGCGACGCCGCACAUACACAUGGCGGCGCUUUCGCUGCUGGCGGAUCACUUGCGAUAGAUGAUGCGUAUGCCCUUCAUCUUGCACUCAAUCACGUCUGGCCAUCUUCGCCCUCCCAAAAAGACAAGCCUACAAAGGAGCAGAUCGGAGAGAUAUUUCGAAUCUACGAGGCGACGCGAAAACCUCACAUUAACAAGCUUCUGGGUGUUGUGCACAAUUCCCUAGCAGGGCAGAAAACUACUGUCGAGAGAGGCAAGACUGAGACGGAUGAACAGCUAAGGAAUCGAGUCUUGCAACGGAUGGAUCCAUGGUGGAUCGGGGAGCACGAUGUUGAUGGCGCAUUUCGGGCCGUCGUUGAGAGCAUUGAGACUGUGCAGGGAGAGCAAGUGGGAUCCCGGUCUAGACUUUAG
Messenger RNA from Ilyonectria robusta, 1350 nucleotides. RefSeq lists its product as uncharacterized. The transcript has 5 exons. The record is from RefSeq and is a predicted model, not a curated record. Bases 1 to 1350 code for a protein of 449 amino acids. Lineage: Eukaryota; Fungi; Ascomycota; Sordariomycetes; Hypocreales; Nectriaceae. Gene Ontology annotation, molecular function: FAD binding; monooxygenase activity.